AUGAAGUUUCUUUUGUCCCUAUGCGCUCUCCUACUCACGCUUGGGCACUCGUUGCCGACCCUCGAGCCGCGGGCACUGGGCCCGGUGCCGCCCAGCGAAGACCCUUUUUACCAGCCUCCAAAUGGCUAUGAAGACCAGCCGCCAGGGACAGUUCUGGCCUCUAGGGAGGUUCCAUAUCCGAACGCAGGUCUCUUGAAUCGCCCAGUCAAGCUGUCCAGCUCAUACCAACUACUUUACCGGUCCACCGACAGCUUCCAAAAUGCGACCGCUACAAUGACCACAGUUCUAGUCCCGGAAAAUGCGGAUUCCACCAAACUUCUAUCCUACCAGCUGCCCGAGGAUUCUCCAUAUGUCGAUUGCGCUCCGUCCUACGCCUUACAGCAGAAUGCGGAUAAAGACGGCAUACUUGGUGACACCUACAACAAGGUCAAUAUACUCUUUAUCCUAUCGUUGCUCGAAAAGGGAUGGAUCGUAUCGAUUCCUGACUUUGAAGGACCAUACGGCGCCUUCUUGGCCAACAACCGAGCUGGAUACGCCGUCCUAGAUGGGAUUCGCGCAGUUCUGGCUUCACCUGACCUGCUUGGCGUUUCGUCGGACGCUGAUAUCACCAUGUGGGGAUAUUCAGGCGGCAGCUUGGCGACCGGUUUCGCUGCAGAACUACAGCCUUCUUAUGCCCCCGAGCUGCAGUUGGCAGGAGCCGCACUGGGGGGAGUCGUCGGCAAGCUUCAAACGACCACCGAUACGGUCAACAAGGGCCUCUUUGCGGGUUUAGUCGUGUCUGGGGCACAUGGCUUCGCGCGAGAAUAUCCUGAUGUUGCGAAGCUUAUCGAAGACCAAGUCAUCGAAGACCCUGCCCGGAGAAAGAAGUUCUUCGACGCCCGUGACCAGUGUCUGAUUUCCAACAUUCUCGGUUUUCAAUCCGAAGACGUCCUUUCCUACUACAAGGACCAUGACAUUCAAAGAAAUCCUAUCUUCCAGCGAGUUUAUCGGGAGAAUGAACUCGGCCAGCAUACUCCGGGCAUCCCGUUGUUCGUGUACAAGGGCACGUUAGACGAGGUCAGCCCGAUCAACGAAACGACCGCUCUAGUGGACCAGUACUGCGCGGACGGUGUGAGCGUGGAAUAUAGAGAGACGGUGACACAUGAGCAUGCGCUUCUCGCGGUGGACGGAUUUGCCGAGGCGUCAUUGUGGCUAUCGGAUCGAAUGAAUGGUGUUCCAGCAGAGGCGAAAUGUACACAUUCGAAAAAGCUGACACCGUUGACGGAGCCUGGUACAUUAGAUGUGCUAGGGACGACCGUCAUUGCCGAGGUUAAACAGAUACUGGGACUUUGA
This is a messenger RNA of Aspergillus melleus, 1332 nucleotides long. RefSeq lists its product as uncharacterized. Gene Ontology annotation, molecular function: triacylglycerol lipase activity. The transcript has a single exon. The record is from RefSeq and is a predicted model, not a curated record. Gene Ontology annotation, biological process: lipid catabolic process. Bases 1 to 1332 code for a protein of 443 amino acids. NCBI's taxonomy places the organism in Eukaryota, Fungi, Ascomycota, Eurotiomycetes, Eurotiales, Aspergillaceae.